Molecule: messenger RNA, 4602 nt
Organism: Stylophora pistillata
Lineage: Eukaryota; Metazoa; Cnidaria; Anthozoa; Scleractinia; Pocilloporidae
Product: inactive serine/threonine-protein kinase ULK4
Biological process (GO): protein phosphorylation
Molecular function (GO): protein kinase activity; ATP binding
Source: RefSeq, a predicted model, not a curated record
AUGGCGGUCGAUUGAGGGAACGGCCGGUUGUUUACAAAUUUUGAAAUAUUUAUAAGGGACAAACAUGUUAAAGAGGUGAGAUCUGGUAUAUUUUUCAUCAUGGAGAAUUACAUACUGUACGACGAAGUUGGUAGAGGAGAACACUCUGUGGUCUACAAAGGUCGUAAGAAAGGAACAAUUGAAUUUGUAGCGAUUCACUGUGUGGAAAAAUGCAAGCGACUGGAGCUUCGAAAUAUUGUCAGACUGACCCACGAGAUGGAUCAUCUAAACGUUGUCAAGUUUCGCGAAUGGUACGAGACAACAAAUCACAUCUGGAUGGUGGUAGAGUUGUGUACAGGAGACAGUUUGGACUUCGUCCUGUCUCAAGAUAAACGUCUGCCAUUGGAAACUGUCAGGCAAUUUGGAAUUGAAAUUGCAAAAGCAUUGUACUACAUACACUCCCUUGGAAUUCUUUAUUGUGAUUUGAAACCAUCAAGGAUAAUGCUUGACGGAGCAGGGGUCUUAAAGUUCAGUGACUUUGCACUGGCUAGAGUUGAAGGAGAGGACGAUUUUUAUGACAGUUUACAAGAAGAACAAAAUUCUGACGACGAGGACCAAAAUUAUAGAGGAACAGAGAAGGAUAAAAGCCAGCGACCCAAACCUUCACCCCACUAUAUGGCCCCUGAAGUACUCAGUGGGGGUCCUCAUUCUAAAGAAAGUGACCUGUGGUCAUUUGGGUGCGUGUUGUAUGAAUUGUUUUCGGGGGAAAAACCUUUCGUCGCAGAUUCUUUUGCAGAACUAGUCACAAAAAUUUUUCAUGAAAAUUCCCCUCAUCUGAGGUUAGACAUGGAGAGUGCAAAAAAUGGAGCAUUACAUGACCUUGACAAUCUAAUUGAAAAACUAUUGGAGAAAGAUCCUACAAAGCGUUUGGACUGGAAAGAUUUGUUAGCUCACAGCUUUUGGAAAGGCGAAUUAGAAAAUAAGUUGAAAUCUGUUGAACAAAUGGAAGGAGAAACAGAAACUAAAGAUCAACAAGAAUUGGAAAGUAAAGAGAGGAGUGCCAAGUUACUUAGUGGACAUAGUGUGGAAGAUAAAGAAAGAGUGAAAACCAUUAAUGAUGGAUUAAAUCUUCCAACACAGAUGGUCAGGCAGGGGACAUAUACCUUCAGUGGCAGGCCACAUACGGCUGACUCUGCCUCGGGUGGUAAUGAAAAUGAAUUUCUUGGUAAAGCUCAGACAGUGGUUAGAAGAACAAAAUUAGAUGAUCAAGACAAGAGUGUGUCCAACUCAACUAAAAGUACAAAAAGUCAGUUUACAAAUGCACCUGUUGCAACUCCUAACUCAAAGAAUGAUAAGUCAAAACUGGUGAAACAAAAUCAAACACUUAAAAAAUCUGACAUCAAUGACCUGAAACAGAAUGGAUAUAAUCAAAGUGAAGCUCAGGAAUGUAAGAGUUCAGUACUUCAGGGUCAACAGGAUGAAGACAACAGUAGUCCAAAUAAAGAGAACAUUUCAGAUCUGGCCAGACAUCCAUCAGAUUUUAUUGUGACACCAAUAGCUGAUAACCCUCGCAUCAAGAAAUUUGCUCUUCCCAAAUGGGAUUCAAAGGCACUACCUUGUCAACCUCUGAAACCAGGAGAGCUUGUAGACCUUCCUAGGGAAAAAUUUGAAGAGCAUUUAACCUCUAUCAGCAGUUUGUUGAGUCAAAAUGACAAAACAAAUGCUGGCCCUGUUGCUUCUCUUCAUCGGAGCAAAUUACACACAGCAUCUUAUUUGGCAUCACUGUGCCGCGAUGGAGAGAUUGUCAAUGAAAUCUUCGACUCAGAUUUUAUACCAGUGAUGCUGAGACAGAUUAAGUCUGGUUUUUCAGCUGAUUUCAAAUCAAGACUUGGAUAUGCUCUCAGUCUUUUAGCUGGUAAUGCGACAAUGAUUUCUGAGGACUUCAACAUGACAGAAGUGUUCACAGUUCUAACAGAGGUCGUUAGAGACAACUUUCGGAAUGCCAAGCUCAAGCAACAUCUCUUACCUGCCUUGGGCGAGUUUCUGUUUUAUGCUGCAACUCAGGAGGAAAAUUUAGGAGGUGAAAUUCCACAAUGGGACAUUCCAGGAGUUACAUUCACUAUCGUCACCAGAUGUCUGCAUGAGGGAGAAGACAUCGUGGUGCAGCACUUUGCCGCUAAAGCCAUUGAGAACGUGGCGUCAACUCGUGGCAGACAUUGCACGAAAUUUGCCACAAAUGACACUGCUCAGCUUCUUUGGAAUUUCUUCACUCACUGUACCAUUGAUGCCCAGAAGGUAACCGCGAUCUCAGCGCUCAGUCGCUUGACAAGUAACUCACCUGCAGUCUUUCAACAUGUAAUUGAGAAGGCAGGUUUCAAAGCAGUAAGCACAGCCUUGGCCAGCAGCAUUCCCAAGAUCCAGCAAGGUUUGGUUACGAUGUUUGUCGUGCUGCUGUCUAACAGACCUCAGAUGCGGAGGAUCGUUCAAGAACGAGACCUGGUCACCAAGGGCCUUCAUCUGUUUGAGAGUCCCUCUAUGGUUAUCCGGGGUAAGGCAUUCCUUUUGGUCCUAACCUUGAUCCAGUCCACCCCAGAAGCUCUCCUCUUGUGCUGCCAGUCCCGGCUGGUCAUGUAUGUCGAGAGACAAGUGAAGAGAGGCAUCCCAACCAAGGGUGAGAGCCGCGAGAAUAGAGACUAUCUUGUCCAGUGUCAGAAUAUUUGUAUGUCCGCCAUCGUUGAUGCGGUACCCGGGAUCUUCUCGGAUGUGUUGGCUUCCCUGGAUGCGGUUCAAGGAAGGAAGCAUCCCUCAGCUACUCAGGCCAAGCAGCUACGAAUACACCUUCCUCUGCUUUCUAUCAUUCUACACCUUGUUACAAGUCACGCUUUCCGUUCGCAAGUAACAAAUGAAGAAUUUCUCGUCAAUAUCGGUUUGCUUCUAUCGCAUGUGAUCUCCAUUGAUUCUGGAAACACCAGCAUUGGAUCAGCAGCGGGACCAAAUGCAGCAGAUGACCUGAUCAGCGUGGUAUUUUCCAUCGCGGAAGCAAUCACGCAACACCCUCCUUUACUUCUGGAGUAUCAUGCAGUCGUCGCGCAACAUAUUCUGCCUCAUCUGGUUGCACUGAUGAGCAGUGCAAAUGGAGAUACACGAGUGUUAAGCUUCAGAAUGUUUGCUGAAGUAGCGUCGCUGUAUUUUGAUAAUCAUAAUGUAUACAAUUCUUCCAGUGAUAUAGAAGAUGUUUUGGCAAGUACCAGGAAACUAAAUGAGGUUAUUAUUAAUCACUUGCUGCCUCAAUAUCAUCUCAUCCUACAAGAGCAAGAUCCUUUGCCCGCAUAUGGUCUUAAGCUGUUACUAUCUUUCUUGGAACGAAGCCCCGACAUCAUCCUCACAGUUGUAGAUCAAAAGCUUCUUCUUACCAUGUCCCAGAUCCUACAGUCCCACACUGACCGGGUCGACAGGGGAAUGGUUUUGAGUAUGGUUGGAUUACUGGAUUGUCUGAUUUCUGCUAAAGAUGUUGACGUCUCUUUGUUGUACGACCAAGGUUUGAUUGACAUCCUCGUUUCCGUGUUCGUUCAUGCAGCGUCGACACAAAACGAGGAAAAUUCUCCCGGAAAUGACACCUCAGUGGUGCUGUUGCUUCCUCUUCUCGAUGCUUUAAACAGUACGUUGAAAUUCGUCUCCAGAGAAGUGCGCAAAGCUUUGCAGGUGAAGACUGAGGCGAGACCAGACAACGAGGCUCAGACGCAAUUGGCGGAGAAGCUUCUUGUGCACAGUAAACCGCUGAUCGAGAUGACUGGCUUGCUUAUCAACUUUCUAUGUCACGAGGACCCGGAUGUGAGGGACAGUUCUUGUAGGUGCUUGUAUCUUAUGGUGGAACUCUUUGGAGGGAUUUAUGAGGAUUCUCUAAGUACGGAGAACAUGGAGUGCUUUGCUGAAGCGUUGAGUGCCGCUGACGUUAAGAAACAAAAGCAACUUUUGAGAAUUGUCAAACGGUUAGUUUCUUCUAAUUCACAGAGUAACUAUUUAGAAGGAAACAGUUUGCAAAGACUCAUUCAUGUGCUACAAGGACUGCCGACUUCAACAGACUCCUCCAUCGCUGAAGGAUCGGCUGUUGAAGGCCUUGUGGGAGAAAUUCUUCUCAAACUAGGCCAUGAUAAUUAGCCCCUUCGGCUGAGGAUUUAAUCAUAACCGACAUGGAGGUGCUGUUUUUAAGUUAUUUUCCUGAGGUCUUAUCUCGAAAGCCACACAGCUGAGUGUGCGCACUUCUGAAUUUGAUUGUAUUUAUUCCCGAGGAGAUAAGGGGUUUUCUGGUGAUGUUCUGCCAGUGGGGGGGAGGGGGGCUAUUCUGGGAUGCAUCGCCCUGUCAAAUUCCUUACCACUUUCGAUUGAAAAAUAAAAAAAGUGAAUACUCUAUCAUAAGGCAAACGUAGUGAGCUUGAAAGUUCUCAGAAAUACAAAAAAAAAUUUUUCUUAAAAAAAAACUAAGGGCUUUAUUAUUUCUUUCUCAAGUAACCUCUAAAAGCGUUAUUCCUCUCAGGAAAAGCGCGUCUUUAUUUUAUUUUUGGGUUUGCUACAAUUUUGUCCAACAGUCAACCUUUAACAUGCUCAACAAAUAUUAUUUGAUAU